AAUUUGAUAUCUUGAGCAGCUUCACUUCCUUGGUCACCCUCCCCUCACGGUCCUACGUCUCUCCCUGUUUCCGUUCCGUUCGCCCUCACCUCCCGUCCAUCAUGUCCGUUUCCGCCCAGGCCGCAGCUCGCUGCUGCAGACAGAUCGUCCGCCCUACCGCUUCUCUGCGCCUUGCUCCCACGACAUACCUGUCCCAGCGCACACUCAGCCGGAGAUGGCAAUCCACUGAGGCGGAGGCUGCUGCUGCUCCUGCCAACCCCAAGAUCACCCAGAUUGUCGACCAGAUCAGCCAAUUGACCCUGUUGGAGACCGCCGACCUCGUCUCCACCCUGAAGACCCGCCUGAACAUCCCCGACCUCCCCGUUGGCGGUUUCGCCAUGGGCGCUGCUCCCGCCGCUCCCGCCGCUGCUGAGGAAGAGGAGGCUGCUCCCGCCCAGCAGGAGAAGACCCUGUUCAACCUGAAGCUCGAGUCCGUCGACGCCUCCUCCAAGGCCAAGGUCAUCAAGGAGAUCAAGACCCUCCUCGGCCUGUCCCUGGUCGACAGCAAGAAGUUCGUCGAGUCCGUUCCCAAGGUCCUGAAGGAGUCUGUGCCCAAGGAGGAGGCCGAGAAGAUCGUGGAGACCCUCAAGGCCGUGGGCGCCAAGGCCACUAUGGACUAAACUGGGACCUAUAUACUACUCUCUGCUUUCGGGGACUUUUUUUUUUAAUGCUACCGGGUCACCCUAAGCUUUCAUCUUUCCACAACCCCUCCUCCGUUCUGAGCGGAUGAGCGGAGAGGGGGGAAAGGGAAGAGGGAGAGGCUACCUGUGGAUGGUCUGGACGUUGUGAUUGGACUGCAUCUCAUCAUGCUGGAGUUUUGUCUCGCACCACCCUUUUUUUCUCUAUUCCGUCAUGUAUUGUCUGUGUGUUUUUAUCCUAUCUCUUUUCUUUUCUCCGUCAUAUAUCUCUUAAGAAUGUUCUGAUAUAAACCGGAAAGCGGGAAAAAGGCGGCGAGUGUACAUUAUUAUCGCAUUGAAUGGACAAUGUUGAAACAAGCU
This is a messenger RNA of Aspergillus costaricaensis CBS 115574, 1037 nucleotides long. RefSeq names its product mitochondrial 54S ribosomal protein bL12m. Gene Ontology annotation, biological process: translation. Bases 102 to 659 code for a protein of 185 amino acids. Gene Ontology annotation, cellular component: ribosome. Gene Ontology annotation, molecular function: structural constituent of ribosome. The transcript has 2 exons. NCBI's taxonomy places the organism in Eukaryota, Fungi, Ascomycota, Eurotiomycetes, Eurotiales, Aspergillaceae. The record is from RefSeq and is a predicted model, not a curated record.